UCCAAAAUCAAGGCUUUUUGGAAAAAUCUGUUAUUCAUUAGAUUAGAUUCUACUGUUAUUGAUCAGGGGUUGAGCGAAUACUGCUGUUAAAGCGGCUUCACAGCCAAAGUAUGAGGCUCUAUCAUCGCAGCAGCCAUAGAAGUGGGACAAUGGCUGGUGUUUUUCUGCUACUUUUGCCCAUUUUCUUUCCCAGUCUUUUCACUCCUUUGAGCCAUGCCUCGCCUUCCAUUUUCUCGGAAUGGAAUGCUCCAAAACCCAGGCACUCACGUCUUCUGAAGAGUGCUCUACAACGCCAAACUUCAUCUGAAGAACAGUCUGACCUAUGGAUGCCUUUGCCCUACCAAGGAUGGAAACCCUGUAGUGAAUCUGUCAUCGCCUCUACACUACCUGAAAAAUCUGAAGGAUAUAUUCAAGUGUUCCUUGAUGGAGGAUUAAAUCAACAAAGGAUGGCGAUCUGUGAUGCAGUUGUUGUUGCCAAGAUCCUGAAUGCUACACUAGUGAUCCCUCAUUUGGAAGUAAAUCCUGUUUGGCAAGAUUCAAGUACAUUCAAGGAUAUCUUUGAUGUCGGUCAUUUCAUCAAUGUAUUGAAAGACGAUAUAGUAAUAGUUAAAGAGCUGCCCGAUGAAUUCUCUUGGAGCACACGAGAGUAUUAUGCAACUGCUGUUCGACAUACCAGAAUCAAGACAGCACCAGUUCAUGCUUCGACAAACUGGUAUUUGGACAAUGUAUUGCCUGUCCUGCAGAGUUAUGGGAUUGCUGCCAUAGCACCAUUUUCUCACCGAUUGACAUUUGACAACUUGCCUAAGUACCUCCAACACCUUCGAUGUAAAGUAAACUUUCAAGCAUUAGUAUUUGUUCCUCACGUAAGAAAUCUUGGAGAUGUCCUUAUCAAUCGCCUCAGAGAUCCUUCUUCCAAAGGCAAUAUGGUUGGUCGUAACUACCUUAGAGAGGUUAGUGAGAAGUACAAACAAGGAGCAGGGAAGUUUGUUGUUCUUCACCUUCGCUUUGACAAGGAUAUGGCUGCACAUUCAGCGUGUGAUUUUGGUGGUGGAAAGGCUGAAAAACUGGCAUUAGCCAAAUACAGGCAAGUGAUCUGGCAGGGAAGAGUCCUAAACUCUCAAUUUACUGAUGAAGAGUUGAGAAGUCAAGGACGGUGCCCGUUGACCCCAGAAGAAAUUGGAUUACUGCUGGCAGCUUUGGGAUUUGACAACAGCACUCGGUUAUAUCUUGCCUCCCAUAAGGUUUAUGGUGGGGAAGCUCGUAUCUCAACCCUGAGAAGUUUGUUUCCACUGAUGGAAGACAAAAAGAGCCUUGCUUCUUCAGAUGAAAGAGCUCUUACUAAAGGGAAGGCUUCCUUACUGGCUGCGGUUGAUUAUUAUGUCAGCAUGCACAGUGAUAUUUUCAUUUCCGCGUCCCCAGGAAAUAUGCACAAUGCAAUGGUGGGGCAUCGAACGUACUAUAAUCUGAAGACAAUAAGGCCUAAGAUGGCCUUAUUAGGCCAGCUUUUCCUGAAUAAAACCCUGAGUUGGCCAGAGUUCAAAGAGGCAGUUGUGGAAGGACACAAGAACCGAAAAGGGCAGAUCAGACUUCGCAAACCUAAUCAAUCUCUGUAUACGUAUCCUGCUCCCGAUUGCAUGUGCCAGGGUUGAGUGUGCCUUUACAGUAUAUUUGCUGAUAUUAGGUUAGCUUUCGUGCCUCCAGUGUUAAAAUUAAAGGCUGACCCCUUUAUCUAUAGAUAUAUUUAUGUUACCACACGAGAAUUACUGUUCUUGCGCAAUAUGUAUUACAAUUUGGUAUUAGUCCUGUCAUGACCAUUAUACAGAGAGCAUCUUAGGCCAGAGAUAUUUUACUAUGUUUAGCAGUUUCCUGAACCGCUGAAAUGAAUUGCUGUAAAGAGUGUGUUUC
Nicotiana tabacum (common tobacco) is the source of this 1905-nucleotide messenger RNA. RefSeq names its product O-fucosyltransferase 31-like. Lineage: Eukaryota; Viridiplantae; Streptophyta; Magnoliopsida; Solanales; Solanaceae. The record is from RefSeq and is a predicted model, not a curated record.